AGAAGAUGUAGGACAGAUCCCGUAUUUGGACGGCGGAUCAGAACUAGGCCAAAUUGCCGACUGCUUUCGCCAUUGAACGGUAGAUGCGGCUAUGGGGUGCAGAGGGGUGACACCGUGUCCACCGGACUUAUUCCGUGUACGUUACUUGGGAAGCACCACUCUUUCUUUAUCCAGAAAGCAAAUUGGCAUCGGUGUCCUUCAGCGACCGUUAUUGGAGUUAUACUCGGCUGCACGAAGGAGAGGUGAUGACCAUAGGAAAAGUUCUACUCUGACGCUCAAUCAGCGAUUAGAUAUAUCCGAUUACGGCUUGGUCGUGGCCAAAAACGAUCGGGACAACUCCACCAUCGUCAUCAAGGUGAUCACUCCCGUUUCCAACAUUGCACUGUGGGCUGCUGUACGUUUUCAUUCGAAAAUCGGUAAAAGAAGAAGUUUCGCAGCUUCCUUCGCUCCGAUUGCCUGCUCGGAAGGGAUCGUCGAUCCUAAAUGGUACAUACAAUUAGGUAACAAGCAACGUUUUCUGGUCAGUUUGACUCAUCCGUCUCUGUUUACGUGUCUGUUACGUCGUGUGGCUUCACCGAAAUCGUUCGAGUGCCACGCAUUCGUUUGUGCAACGGCAGAAGAUGCAUUGACCAUCAGUUCGCUACUGGGCAAUGUCAAGGAUCAGCGUAAUAGGUUAGGAUCGAUUUCUCCUUUCUCGGAUUCCACUUAUUACAAGAACAGUCUAUUAAGUACCGAGCUACUUUACACAGAAGACGAUACUGUCACUGACGUUACCAUACCGCACAGUCCACUAACACCGUCGAGUGGAUUCGAUUAUCGUAAAUCGGAUGUUUUGGAUGAUAAUAAUCAAUUAGCUUCGUCUUUUUCUGAUAGUACUUGUGUUUUUUCUGAUGGAAGACAGAGUAACGCAUUUAUUUCCGAUAAAAGUUAUACGGCAUCUCCUGUAGAAAUGGUCACUCUGAACGUGCAGAAUACUCAGAAAAGAUUUCAUACGAGAGGAGGAGAUACUAUGACUAUAAGUAAAACAAUGGAUUUUGGAAGUGAAAGUGAAGCUGGGUGGUCUAGCAAAUGGGAGCCUGCAGUGCCUCCGAGGAGAAACCGUAAAAGUAAGUCACACCGAAGUGAACCUUUAUUGCAAAUCGAAGAAGAGCAUAGAGCGGAAUAUGCAAAUAGCACGGCCAAAAACUGGGAAAAGGAAGAACUUUCUGAAACGUUGGAUUUUAGUAGUGAAAGUGAUCUAUCUUCCGGUUCAGACAGUAGAUUUUUAACCAUUCAUUCUCCACAUUCCGUAACUACUGAUUCCGAUAUUGAUUACAGAAUUAAAACGCAAGAUACUUUAAGGAGAUCUUUCCAUUCCGAGAGGAAACGUUUAAAUAACGGAUUCGGAAAUGGGCACAGAGAAAUCGAAUGUAAAAAUUGGUCAUCGGAUAGUCCUACUCAAUUUAUUCCUUCGUCACGUUCUGCAACAAUUCCAAGAACAAAAACGAAACCGAAAGGUAUUCGAUGGUGUUCUGACGAACCUAGACCUCAGCGACCAAAUUUUUUAGUUGCAAUUAAAAAAUUCAGCAUGAGAUCUUUUAAUAGAGCCAAAUUUCGGACUGAUAAAUUAAUAAACAGUUUUCGUUCGAAAAUAACUAAAAUGAAAAGUAAGGAUGCCGUUAGUUCUACCGAUUCUGCUUACGAAACACCAGAAGUUUGUCUACGUCCCGAUGGGAAUACAUCUAGGCAAAAAGUUUGGAGAUUUAGCAACACGGAACCAGUCAAUUCUCGAAAUUCUAAAAGUUUAAGAUAUCCGUCUGCUUUAGAUCAAGCCGAAAGUUCGUCCGGAUCACAAUUGGGAAAUUCAUUAAUGAGGCAAACUCCCCAUCGUAAGAAAAGACGAAGACGGAGAAGAUGGCAACCGGGACCAAAAUCGUCAUCGGAUUCGGGUGUAGAAGAAUAUCAUUCGGAUUAUUCCGAUACAUUAAAUGGAAUGCAAAAAUCGGAAUCCGAAUUAGAACACUUUGCUAGUAAAGUAAGUUUAGUCAAUGUAGAACAUGGUAUGUCACCAUCGGAAUUUCGCAAAUGGUCUAAAACAAACAUUCACGAAGAACUGGGUUAUAUACCAUAGAGAUUCCAUCGAAAACCAGUGUGAAAUAAUUGAAAUAGUCCGAAGAAACAAUGCAUUGUGCCAUAUUGCAUGGGCGAAUAAUUUCGCGAAAUUAAA
Centruroides sculpturatus (bark scorpion) is the source of this 2206-nucleotide messenger RNA. RefSeq lists its product as uncharacterized. The transcript has a single exon. The record is from RefSeq and is a predicted model, not a curated record. The coding region runs from base 92 to 2110 and encodes 672 amino acids. NCBI's taxonomy places the organism in Eukaryota, Metazoa, Arthropoda, Arachnida, Scorpiones, Buthidae.